AUGCCUGAUACUCCAGUACUAUCAUACAAGAGACAACCCAAUUCGCGGACCUCUUCUCCGGCUUUGGGGUCUCAGUCGCCUGCUCAAAUUUCCUCACCAAACUUAGCCACUAGAAAGGUGCUGUCUCGAAGAAAGGCACUUCAAGAGUUCUACAAUAUACAGAAGCAGGAGGAGGAAGCAAAGAAACAAGAGGAAGAUCCAGAAUCCAAGCAAGAUGAUGCGAGACAGACAUCUUCAACAAUAGAUAAUGUGGAUUUGGAAGAUCCUAAACAGCUCGAGACAUUUAUCAAAACAUCUAAAAUUGAGGACAUCUUGAAAGUAAGGAAUUCCAUAACAAACAACUUUAACUCGCAUGACCUGGCCAAGAAGUCGAUCAUUUAUGAUAACUACUACGAGCUCAUAAAAUUGAGUCAAACGUUGGGAUCUUUGUCCAACCCUGCGCCCCCAAAGAAGAGUCUCAGAGGAUUGGGUGUUUUUGAAGAAGACAAACCAGAAACCAGUGAAGACUAUGUGGACAGUGUGAUUGGGGAAUUAACUAGAUUUAUAUCUGAAGACACUGCCCAAUUCAGCGGGGACUUCAAAGAAGUGAUUCAAAACUUGAGACAAGACAUUCAAGAAGUCGAUUCAAACACCAGCAUCAUUGGAAUAUCAGAGGAAUACGACAAGACAGAUGCAUAUAAUGCCAUUGACAGAAGUGCAUUUGCUGAAGAAAUUUCCGGUUUACUUGAUGGUAACUAUCAAGACAAAACAGUGGUGCUAGAUCAAAUCCAAAAAUUACUAGAGAAAUUGGAUGUUCACAAGGAUGAAUUAUUGAUAAUUCAACUUAACGAUUUGAGGAAAAAGAUAUCAUAA
Messenger RNA from Suhomyces tanzawaensis NRRL Y-17324, 852 nucleotides. It is a transcript of the gene VPS51, whose product is annotated as Vps51p. The record is from RefSeq and is a predicted model, not a curated record. The transcript has a single exon. NCBI's taxonomy places the organism in Eukaryota, Fungi, Ascomycota, Pichiomycetes, Serinales, Debaryomycetaceae. The coding region runs from base 1 to 852 and encodes 283 amino acids.